This is a messenger RNA of Aaosphaeria arxii CBS 175.79, 1919 nucleotides long. Its product is annotated as carbohydrate-binding module family 18 protein. Bases 12 to 1748 code for a protein of 578 amino acids. Gene Ontology annotation, molecular function: chitin binding; chitinase activity. Lineage: Eukaryota; Fungi; Ascomycota; Dothideomycetes; Pleosporales. The transcript has 4 exons. Gene Ontology annotation, biological process: carbohydrate metabolic process; chitin catabolic process. The record is from RefSeq and is a predicted model, not a curated record. Gene Ontology annotation, cellular component: extracellular region.
AUCAUUCAAUCAUGGGUUUACUUUCGUUUGCGCUUCUUGCGCCUUCUCUACUUGCUGCUUCAGUCUACGGGCGAUUCGUCAUCUACGCAGACGAAUGGCAUCCCACACGUCCAACAACCCCAGAAGAUCGGGCCGGCAUCGACCAUGUCGUUCUCGCAUUCGCCAUGGCCAACAACACCGCGGCGUUCCAGCCAAAGGUUCCCAUAUCGACCAUUAGGUCAGAGUACCCGAGUGCAAAGGUGAUGAUUGCGGUCGGAGGAUGGGGAGACACUAUUGGUUUCUCCCAAGCUGUCAAGACCGAGGCCGGCAUUACAAAGUUCGGGACUGACAUUCAGACAAUGCUUCAGAACACUGGGGCUGAUGGUGUUGACAUCGAUUGGGAAUACCCGGGGGGCAACGGCGCCGACUACAAGCAGAGUCCAAACUCUGAGAAGGUGGGAGAGAUCGAGGCAUAUCCCAAGCUUCUUCAGUCCAUUCGGAGCGCCAUAGGCAAGGACAAGUUACUGUCUAUCGCCGUACCGGGGAAGAAAAUUGAUAUGAUCGGAUACACAGAAGAAACUGGUCCCUUGAUCUGGCCAUCCGUGGAUUACAUCAAUGUCAUGUCCUACGAUCUGAUGAACCGACGAGAUACGGAAACAGCACAUCACACAUCUGUCAAAGGUGCCGCCGAGGCCGUCGAGAACUACCUCAAGAUCGGAGCACCAGCGGAUAAGAUCAACCUGGGAUUCGCAUUCUAUGCAAAGUACUUCACCACGCAAGGUGACUGCACCGCUUCUCCCAUCGGCUGUGCCAUAGUCCUUGCCGAAGAUCCUGUUACGGGCGCUGACGCCUUGACAUCUGGGGCCUGGACGUUUGAGCGACAACACAUGCAGGCUUUCGAAGGCGCCGACUUGGCCGUCUCCCAAGACGGGACUUGUGGCCCUGAAAAGAUGACCAAAUGCGCCUCUGGAUGUUGCUCACAGUACGGUAACUGCGGUGUUUCUAAGGAACACUGCAGCGGGGCUUGCCAACAUGCAUUCGGCGUUGGCUGUACGGACAACGACGUCGCCGGAUCAUGGCAGCUUGCCGCCCAGAAUGGUGUCACUGAUGAGGAAGAAGGCGGACAGUACUUCUACGACAAGGCCAACAGCUUGUUCUGGACUUGGGAUACGCCCGAGCUUAUCACGAGGAAGUUCAAAGACAUUGUGAGUACUUAUGGUUUGGGGGGUGUCAUGGCUUGGAGCUUGGGAGAGGAUAGCAACGAUUGGAGCCAUAUCCACCAGAUCAGUAAGGACCUCAGCGAGGUAGGAAAGAGCGCUGUCGAUGUCGUACUGAAUGAUGGUUCAAAGCCGACCACUGGCAAGCCUGAAUGGGCUGGUCUACCCGCUGUGCAGAAGGAGGACGACGCUGAAGAGGAUUUGGAGGAGCCCGAGGAGGAUCUGGAAAACGUAACUGAGCCCGAGGCUGAACCAGAAACCGAAGAAGAGGAGGUGGAAGAGGAAGUUGAAGAGGAGCCAGAACUAGAGGCAGAUAUUGUACCAGUGCAGAAGCCGAAGCAACCGCUGAGACCCGGUCUCGGUUCACGUCCUCUGACAGUACCAGUCCAGAGCACUUCCAAUCGACCAUCCCAGAACCCGGAAUGGAACGACGUCGAUGAUAGUGGUAGCUGGGAGAAGGACCCCGAGAGCGACAAUUCAUUCACCACCGAUCGCGAUGACUGGUUCGAGUUCAACGAGGAGAACUGGGGCGUGGAGCGAGUGCGAGCUUGAAUGGUUUCUCACCAAGCCGACCCAAUCUGCGUGUGUAAAAGUUCCAAGGUGGAGGUGUUGUCGCGCAAUUCUUGCGCAUUCUUGUUGGAGGGACAGUUGUUUUGACUCAACAUUUAUUAAACCAAGGUAGAAAUAUGACACCAAAAAUUUGUUCUAGAAAUUGGAUCGAGC